This is a messenger RNA of Suillus discolor, 659 nucleotides long. RefSeq lists its product as uncharacterized. The coding region runs from base 252 to 473 and encodes 73 amino acids. The transcript has 2 exons. The record is from RefSeq and is a predicted model, not a curated record. NCBI's taxonomy places the organism in Eukaryota, Fungi, Basidiomycota, Agaricomycetes, Boletales, Suillaceae.
CAAACAUGCAAAGAUCUCAUUUGUCGACUUCCAACCCGUUCACUCUCUCGCAUGUACAUCUCCCAUCUCCUAUAUCCAUUUAAACUUUGAAUCUCACAGUACUAGUCUCUGCAUACCGUACACCGUGUGGCCACCCAAUAUUUCUCGGAUAUUCCACUUCCAUUGGCCAGUGACUCAAAGGCAUUCACAGCACGGGCCCCGCACAAAUACGGGGCGCGGCAGCUUCGCCCAAAGUUUGUUCUGCAUCUAGCAUGUUCGUUUCCAAUUGGCCAUGGUGCAUAGUGAGUUAUAUGUUCACACCAUGGGAUAGCGCUGAAGCAGACAUUGCGAACUUGCGAUUCCUAGCAUUGCCAACCAUCAAGACAUUCGACUCGCAGGAUGGGGACAAAUACAGGGCGCAGCAUCAGCUGUGUCCAAUGACCUUUCUCAUCCUACAUAGAGAAAUACAUUGCUCAUUGUGUAACACGAUCUAAGUCGGGCUCUGGAAAAUUUUCAUGUGCACCACCCACUAUCGAGGGAAUUACCGAACAACCAUAUUCCGAAAGCUUCCCAUUCAUUGGUAGAGUUAGGGAUCCUCGACUGGACAAUAAAUUUAGCUGGUAUCGGCGUUGUUCUACGGUUGAUGAUAACUGGAGCAACCGGUCGCGUGCAAACUGUGG